Molecule: messenger RNA, 1497 nt
Organism: Chaetomium globosum CBS 148.51
Lineage: Eukaryota; Fungi; Ascomycota; Sordariomycetes; Sordariales; Chaetomiaceae
Exons: 3
Coding region: 1-1497 (498 amino acids)
Source: RefSeq, a predicted model, not a curated record
AUGGGCGCCACAAUACCCCGGCACCGCUUCUUCAGCAUGCGGAACACCUUGGUAAGGGCUCUCAUACUCGCCGUCGCCAUGUUCGCCAUCGGUGGGAUAUUCCUUCCACCCGAUGUCGACGUGAGAGCAGCCAUUCUCAAAACAGCUGCCUCUGCGCGGGAGGCGAUGACGGUGCAAACUCCCAUGGGCCGCCCCGAAUCGGCUGGCUGGGGGCCGGAUGGGGAGCUAGGCGAGCAGGAUGUGGUCGUCGGGGGGGAUGAAGUCCAGCCAACGAUAUCCAAUUCGUCUCAUGUCAUGACCUGCGGGUACGACAUGGAACGUCUCAAGAGGUGGCAGGAACUCUACGGCCUCGAGGAAGUAUUUGAGUACACGAAACGCUAUGUGCAGGCCAGCCGAGAGGACAUCCCGAGAAAAUCAGUCACGCGCCUUGACCAAGACUUCCUCGCCGACGCCAGUCAAGGUGGUGGAUGUGAACAAGCACGAUUCGUUGACCCGCGGACAAGCUCAAUUAACGAGUGGACCUACUGGCUCACGGACGGCAAGGGCAAGUCUAACGGUGGGAAGCUCGUGUUGCUUCUGCUAGAUGCCUCGGAUGAUCAGCUGGAGGACGCGUACAGCAGGCUUGCCAACGUCGGCAUCGACGUGGACGUGUACCGUUCAGACCCGAACCUCAUCAUGGCGGUCCGCUACCUGGCUCUCGCGCCCCGGCUGUACAACCACCCCGAGCGUGUCAACAAGAAGUGGCUCGUUAUCUGUGACGACGACACUUUCUUCCCGUCGUUCAAUGGUCUCUCAAACAGUUUAGCCCCAUCAGAUCAACAAAAGCCCCAAGGACCAUUGGUGCUUCUAGGGAAGAACGUCAACAACAAUCAACAGACAUGGGUUGCAAGCCAUUGGGGGGCGCCGGCGUGUUCCUUCAGUGUGCCCCAUGGCUGCCAUCAUCGCCGACAGUGUAUCUACGACAACUCCGAGGUCAGGCUCACGCUCCUCAACGACCUGUGGCAGCUCGACUUCCUCGGCGACCCGUCAGGCUUCUACGAAUCCGGCAUCAAGCCACUGUCUCUCCACCACUACCGCGGCGGCAUCUGGCACGUUGCCUACCCGUGGCACUACACCAAGGUGGCGCAUGCCUGCGGUGAGGACUGCACAAUGCAGCGGUUCCAGACGGCCGAUGAUUUCGUCAUUUCCAACGGCUACAGCAUCGCGUACUACCCACGCGGCAUCGACUUCGACCUGAACCAAAUCGAGGCGACGUUUCGCCCGGCGCCGGACGACAAGGGGUGGAACCUCGACUUUAUGAUGGGCCCGCAGCGGCCGCCGCUCCGUAAGUCGGGGCGCAAGAUCGCCUGGGAGCUGCUCGAGGCGAACGUCAACGAGGACGGCAGUGUCAGCCAGGUGUACGUGGCCAAGCGGAAGGAUGGGCGGUGGACAAACGGGGAUGGGUCACCGAUGAAUAACCGGGAUGGCAUUAUUGAGCUUGUGUGGUUACCAGAAUAG